This is a messenger RNA of Clarias gariepinus (North African catfish), 2037 nucleotides long. It is a transcript of the gene cldn19, whose product is annotated as claudin 19. Bases 497 to 1153 code for a protein of 218 amino acids. The record is from RefSeq and is a predicted model, not a curated record. Gene Ontology annotation, cellular component: plasma membrane; bicellular tight junction. Lineage: Eukaryota; Metazoa; Chordata; Actinopteri; Siluriformes; Clariidae. The transcript is spliced from 5 exons. Gene Ontology annotation, molecular function: structural molecule activity. Gene Ontology annotation, biological process: bicellular tight junction assembly; cell adhesion.
UACUACAUCACUGUGUGUGUCUUUCCCUCCUAUUACUGUUGGUCAGCCUCCCGAGCACCAGUACCGGAGUGUGAUAAGAGCAGCUAUGCAGCGUGAAGGCCAGCUCUCAUCCAGAACCUGAUGGUAACCACUGGCCAGCAAGCACUUUUUGAAGGUUUAUUGGAGAGUCCUUUUGGUUCUACUGAUCGAGUUAAAUGCAAGGAAAGCGCAGAGCUCCAGAUGCCAUUUACAGAAGAGAGCGUGAGUGAUAAGAGGACCCGCUGAGUGACCAGAAAGUUGUCGAGCGGAAGAAACCAUUUCCUUUUGUUUGCCUUCUGAAGAACCUUGAUUGCUACUUGUUUCCGCUGAGGGCUCUACUCUGUGAGGGUGAAUGUCUUUAUGGAAAAGUUCUUUCUGAUUUUUUUCUAGAACAGUAUUCUGAUUUUAAUAAGUAGAACUAAAGCAAGAUCAAAAAAAAGAAAGAACUAAAAACAAAAAGUAGGACAAAGCUGUAAGGAUGGCCAAUUCAGGAUUUCAGCUCUUGGGCUACUUCUUGGCUCUUGGAGGAUGGAUUGGGAUCAUCUCGACGACGGUGCUGCCCCAGUGGAAGCAGUCAUCGUACGCAGGAGAUGCCAUCAUCAUGGCAGUCGGGCUGUACGAGGGUCUGUGGAUGUCCUGUGCAUCCCAAAGUACAGGACAGGUGCAGUGCAAGAUCUUUGACUCGCUGCUGUCACUUGACAUUCACAUUCAGACGUGUCGAGCUCUGAUGGUGAUAUCUGUGCUGAUGGGCUUCAUUGGCAUUAUAGUGAGUGUAGUGGGCAUGAAGUGCACCAGGGUGGGUGAUAACAAUCCCGCCACCAAGGGCAAAAUCGCCGUGGCAGGAGGAGGCCUUUUCCUGCUUGCAGGUUUGUGUACGCUGGUGAGUGUAUCCUGGUACGCAACGCAAGUCUCUGUUCACUUUUUCGAUCCCAACACACCUCUAAAUGCCAGGUAUGAAUUUGGCUCCGCCCUGUUUAUCGGAUGGGCGGCGGCCUGCUUGACGAUCCUGGGCGGCUCCUUCCUCUGUUGCUCCUGCGCUAACGAGGCCCGAGGCGGGCAGCAAUACUACCGGCAAUCACAACCCUCUACUGCCAGGGAGGCUGAGUUAUUGAGUGAGACUAGUUUCCCUGACUGACCAAACCUCCCUGCCUUUACUUGAGGACUGGUCAAGCUCUGCUCUCUGUUUCUGUCCCAACUCUUCUUCUACCUAGAUUUCAAAAUGUCUCUUUGUGUCAUUUGUGUCAUGUCUCUUUUAUUCUUUAAAUCAGAACCUAAUCAAGAAAAAAUUGUGCCUCAAAGCCUUUUUGUGUUUUUAUUUGUGUGUGCGCAUGAGUUUGAUCCUACGUACCUAAGUCUUUGCUAUAAACAUGUCCUCAACGUCAUUUCUAACGCACGCAAGAACACAAGUAUGAUUUUUUUCAGUUUUAACUGCAAACCUAAACAUGUCUUUUUUUAAAUUGCAGAGGAAAUGUUAAAAGUUCUCCACCAGACAAAGGGGAGCAGUUCUUGUAGUUUGGGAGAGGGCAACUCCGUUGGUCUCACGCUGGGUUAGAUUUUGGCAACUGACAAGACACUCUCUUGAUGAUAAACGUUAUAUAAUUUACGAUUAAAAUGGUUAUGUUAACAAACAAAAACAAAACCAACAGAAAUGACAUACUACUGUUUAAACCAUCUGUACUGUUUAUCCAUCUUGUAUAUGCCUUUGAUUUUCUUUCUUAGAUAUAAAAACUUAAUUACAAUAAAAAUAUGAUAUUGUACUGUACAUGUCUAGAAUUGAUCUAUAUUCCACUGGAAUAAAAAUACGUUCAACAUGGAGUGAGCCAAACGUAGAGAUUGUGGAAAUGGAAAAAAAAAAGGUUUUUGAUAUUGUUGUUGGUUUUUUUUGUUUUGUUUUGUUUUGUAAUAUUAGACCUCAGUUGUAUCUUUGAUAAGACUUGAUUCAGGGUACGUUAAUGAUGCAUUUGAUCACUUAUGCAAGAUAUUCAGUGUUGUUGUGUAGUGAAUAAAUUCAUAACCGAG